This is a messenger RNA of Rhizophagus irregularis DAOM 181602=DAOM 197198, 559 nucleotides long. RefSeq names its product 60S ribosomal protein eL36. NCBI's taxonomy places the organism in Eukaryota, Fungi, Glomeromycota, Glomeromycetes, Glomerales, Glomeraceae. Gene Ontology annotation, cellular component: ribosome; cytosolic large ribosomal subunit. Gene Ontology annotation, molecular function: structural constituent of ribosome. Gene Ontology annotation, biological process: cytoplasmic translation. The record is from RefSeq and is a predicted model, not a curated record.
UUUUUUUUUUUUAAAUCUCUCUAUCCAUUUGUCAUCCUGUAACGUUUUCUUUUUAUUGGAUAAAGAAAGAGAAAUUACACAUGGCGGAUAAACAAGCAAAGGAAAAAAAACCAAAGUCUGGUAUUGUUGUUGGUUUAAAUAAAGGUCACAAAGUAUCCGCUCGUGAGGCAAGACCAAAGCCUUCUCGAAGAAAAGGAGUCCUUUCUCAUCGAGUCAAGUUUGUUCGUGAGCUAAUCCGCGAAGUUGCUGGAUAUGCACCUUAUGAGAAACGUGUAAUGGAAUUGUUAAAGAAUUCCAAAGAUAAGCGUGCAAGAAAAUUAGCAAAGAAGAGACUUGGUACCUUUGUUAGAGCAAAGAGAAAAGUUGAAGAACUUAGCAACAUCAUUGCUGAAUCACGUCGUGCUCAUUAAAUUUGAAAAAAAAACAAUAAUGUAGAUAAUUAUCUUUUUGGAUAAUUGAUAUUAUAAAAUGAAUAUAAUAUAUUAUUUGCUCAUUGAAAUAAAAUAAAAUAUCAAAAUUUUAAUUUUUCACUGCCUAUGAAAUAUGAUGUGUAUUAUUA